AUGGGGCGGCUCGAAUUCGCAUACGCAUCAGCAGCAUUAUUGUUCGUUUUAGCUCUGAUGACACCCAAGAUAGAGGCGCAAGCAUGGUCAUACCCUCCAAAACCCCUUUGUUCUUCACAGUUUGCGCUUGCAAGCUACGCUUGUGCAAGGCUGCCUCUCAACCUGGAGCCCCUCCCAAUUUCUCCGCCUCCUUCGCCCCACGUGGAAGAAGGUCACAGGCAUGGGCACGAGCAUGGGCAUGGACAUCACCGUGGGCAUCACCAUGGGCACCACCACCGCAACCGCUCGCCCAUCGAAGAGGAAUGUUGCCGAUGGGCGAGGCAAGUGGAUAACGAAUGCGUGUGCGAUGCAUUAGCUCAUUUGGCUAACUUCAUGGUGCGUCCCUCGCAUGUGUUUACCGUGGCCAUAACAGAAGACUGCAUUGUCACUUACUCGUGCAUUGGACGAAUUAAGAUUUGA
Molecule: messenger RNA, 459 nt
Organism: Cucurbita maxima (winter squash)
Lineage: Eukaryota; Viridiplantae; Streptophyta; Magnoliopsida; Cucurbitales; Cucurbitaceae
Exons: 1
Coding region: 1-459 (152 amino acids)
Source: RefSeq, a predicted model, not a curated record